Messenger RNA from Bipolaris maydis ATCC 48331, 735 nucleotides. RefSeq lists its product as uncharacterized. The record is from RefSeq and is a predicted model, not a curated record. Lineage: Eukaryota; Fungi; Ascomycota; Dothideomycetes; Pleosporales; Pleosporaceae.
CUUCAAACCGGACCAUACAAGGCCCAUGGAUGAGCUCUAUCAAAACUCAAUAUCCAUACCGCUAUCGUCUUCUCUUUUCUCGUCUGUUCUCCUCGUUUCCCCUCAAAGACACCUAUUAGCUCCAAAGUACCCAACAACACCAACCAAUACCACAACACCUCAACACCCCAUCACAGCUCCAUCUCCAAAAUGUCGUGCCCAGUCAUUGGUACAACUUCCGACACCCUCCCUCCAAACCACCCCUCCAUAGACCUUAGCAAGGACGGCCAAACCUGCCCCGUCGUAGGCGCAAAAACCGACCACCACCACAACCUGCACUCGCACCCUCCAGUCCCCACCAACGAGACGACCGCAACCGCGUGUCCCGCCCUCAAGAACAACGUCAUCAAGCAGCCGCGUGCCCAAGAAAUGGACAACGCUCUAUGCCCUAUCGUCGGCACGGCUACAACCAUCCUUCCUCCUGACCACCCAGAUAUGCUCAAGGCGAACGAGGGCGACGUCUGCCCUGUUACCAAGGCGACGGUCGGACACCACAAGGACAAGGUUACUACGCACCCGAGUGUAGAGGCUGCCAGGGAUGGCGCUGUGUGCCCUGUUACGGGACAGAGGCAGCAGCUUGCGUAGGUAGAAUUCAUAUACCUGACUGCUUUGACCUUAGGGGGAUCUUGGUUCUUUGGCUGGCGUUUGGAUUAGGAUACAGGAAAUGAAAUUCAAUGAAUUUACUGAUUCCGCAUG